UCGACAAACUGAUUAGCACACCAAAUAUGUAGACUUUAGUAGGUGCAAAACAUAAAAACAGUCAACAGGUGAAUUCAGUGUUGUGUCAGAUUUAAGAAUAAACUGGGUGUACUGCUGGCUAGACUGGUUUAUUUUAAUGACAUUGAUAAUUGUAGUCAAUAAACCACUUUCAUCAACCGUUUAAGAGAACAUCUUAUCGUAAUCAUCACACAGCCAGUGGUGAUAACAACAUUUGAACAGUCAUGUCGACAAGAUUGGCCCAUCUAUUGGUGGAACAAUUCGGAGCCGUCCGACGAAUCACGAUCAACAAUCCGCGUAAAAAGAAUGCCAUCAAUCUGCAAACGUACGGGGAUCUGGCAGACCAGUUGAAUGAAGCCGAUGGCGAUCCCGGCGUUAAUGUGGUAGUACUGACCGGGGCCGGAGACUUUUACAGUUCCGGUAACGAUAUUAGUGCGGUGCUAAGCAGCAACCAAUCGAUGGAGGAAAAACUAGAAACAUCGCACAAAACUCUCCGGCGAAUGGUCACCGCUUUCUAUUCCUUUAGCAAACUGCUGAUCGGGGUCCUGAAUGGACCGGCUAUCGGGAUAUCGGCGACGACGGCCGUUCUGUGUGAUGUUCUUUACAUGGAAGAAAAGGCCUAUCUGUACACUCCAUUCACGGGACUAGGUCUCGUUGCGGAAGGCUGUUCGUCGUACACUUUCCCGAAGCUGAUGGGUCGUAGUAAGGCAUCGGAAAUGUUGCUGUUGAACCAUCGAAUGUCCUCCGAGGAAGCACUUCGGUUUAACGUCGUUUCAGAAGUGUACCGAGGUCGGGAAGAGUUCGAGAAAAUCCUGUGGCCAAGGAUUCUGCAGUACGGAAAGCUACCGAUUGGUUCCAUUCAAGCUAGCAAGGAGCUGAUGAGGAAAUUUGAGAUAUCCGAGCUGCAGGCGGCCAACGAAAGAGAAAUCGAGGCGCUUUCUCGACGAUGGCAAACCGAAGAAGCCAUUGAAGCUGUUAUGAACUUUGCUACCCGGAAGAGUAAAAUGUAAGAGUUAUGUUCUGAGAUUGAAAAAGAUUCCAACAUAUUUGGUAUUAGGUUUUCAUUUAUGAAAUAUUUGUAAAAAAGGGGAUUGAAACAACUAUCAAAACAGGCAGAACAUAUUCAUUUAAUGAUAUUUGAAGAAUAAAAGCAUAUGAAAAAAUGUUA
Molecule: messenger RNA, 1186 nt
Organism: Uranotaenia lowii
Lineage: Eukaryota; Metazoa; Arthropoda; Insecta; Diptera; Culicidae
Product: enoyl-CoA delta isomerase 2-like
Exons: 2
Coding region: 243-1028 (261 amino acids)
Source: RefSeq, a predicted model, not a curated record